GCUACUCUCUAUCAGAACUUUCAUCCUGAUUUCUCCCUUUUGGGUGAAUGUGGUGAAGAUUGGAAUCAAAUGCAGUCUCAGGAAGAAGAUGUGGCAAUAACUGAACAGGACCUCGAACUCAUUAAAGAAAGAGAAACAGCAAUCAGGCAAUUAGAGGCAGACAUUUUGGAUGUCAAUCAGAUAUUUAAGGAUUUAGCCAUGAUGAUUCAUGACCAAGGAGAUAUGAUUGAUAGCAUAGAGGCAAAUGUGGAAAGUGCAGAAGUUCAUGUGGAAAGAGCCAGUGAGCAGUUACAGAGAGCUGCCUAUUAUCAGAAGAAAUCCCGUAAGAAGAUCUGUAUCCUGAUUCUUGGUCUUGCUGUGGCUUCUAUAAUCAUAGGAUUCAUUAUCUGGCAGACAGCAAAAUCUUCACAUGGAACCUAGUCUCACUGCUGAGGUUUUUUCCCUUGGAGUAAACAGUCUGACUAGUCUCGGAAAUGAAUUGACCACCGUGAGAGAGCACAAGCUGGACCUACUCUAGUAAUAGAUAUUAGCAACCAAUGUGCAGAUAACUAGUAUUUGGAAUUAGUGAACCAUGGAGACAGUAUUUAUCAGUUUAUAUACAAAUUAUAUUGUUUUAUGUAACUAAAAUCUUGUGGUUUUCUUUCUGUAAUGUAUUAUUCCCUGUCCCAACUGUAUGCUGAAGUGUGAUCAAUAAUUGGAGAUGUCUUGGUUUUGACAAGUGGCACUUUAACAUUUUAUAUGUAUAGGUAACUUUGUUGGACUGGAAUAAGAAUGACAUUCAAAGAGAGCACAACACUGAUUCACAUUACCUUAAUUCCAGCAGUUUCUAAAGUCUCCAUUAUCUGCCCCGUGGUUUUAUUAGUCUCCAAGUGGCUGUGGUUCUAUAUUCUCUUGAAGAGAAAGAUGUUACAGAUCUGAAAAACGAGAAGUAUACGUGGAUGGCAGUUGGAACCAGUGCAUGCUGGUCAGUUUAGCCUGGAGAUUCGUAACUGUGGUGUUUAAUUUUUUGAGUGUGGUUGGGGUUGUUUUUUUUCCAAAAUGCAUCA
This is a messenger RNA of Eurypyga helias (sunbittern), 1046 nucleotides long. Its product is annotated as syntaxin-12-like. The transcript is spliced from 5 exons. Gene Ontology annotation, cellular component: synaptic vesicle membrane; synaptic vesicle; SNARE complex. Lineage: Eukaryota; Metazoa; Chordata; Aves; Eurypygiformes; Eurypygidae. Gene Ontology annotation, biological process: intracellular protein transport; vesicle-mediated transport; vesicle fusion. The annotation marks the transcript as partial. The record is from RefSeq and is a predicted model, not a curated record. Gene Ontology annotation, molecular function: SNAP receptor activity; SNARE binding.